This is a messenger RNA of Cucumis sativus (cucumber), 2577 nucleotides long. RefSeq names its product U4/U6.U5 tri-snRNP-associated protein 2. Gene Ontology annotation, biological process: spliceosomal complex assembly; protein deubiquitination; mRNA processing. The record is from RefSeq and is a predicted model, not a curated record. Gene Ontology annotation, molecular function: zinc ion binding; cysteine-type deubiquitinase activity. Lineage: Eukaryota; Viridiplantae; Streptophyta; Magnoliopsida; Cucurbitales; Cucurbitaceae. Bases 501 to 2153 code for a protein of 550 amino acids. The transcript is spliced from 10 exons.
AUUUAUUUAAUAAAAGUUAAAUAAUUUAGGUUAGCCGUGCGUAUUCCUCUUCUCAGUUUCUCUUCCUCGCGCGCCGUCCGUCUCCCUCUUCUCAGGCGCCGUCCAUUUCCCUCUUCUUAGCAGCCGUCCGUCUCCCUCCCGGCUUUCUCCCACCGAUACUCCUUCCGAAGGCCAUUCUAACAGCUUGGUUAGCUGACAUUUUGCACACCCAUAAAAUCUAUUGGCUUGUGAGUCUGUGACCUUCGGGUGUAAAAGCCCUGGAUCUUCUUCUACCUUUGAAAGAUAUCCAACAAUAACAGCACAACAUCCAAGUUUAUUCAAGAGAACAUGGAAGAAAAUGAUAUAUGAAAUCUUGCCUUCAUCUUUAGUUAGAUGAAAUUGAUGUACUUGGAUAAUUUGUGCCUCUGUAAAUAAGAGUAUUUAGUGAGAAUACAAGAUUACUCUAGGCUGCAGCGGCACAGGGCACAAAUAAUCUAAAAUAUCAUAAAAGAGUUGAUAAAAUGGGAUCGAAGAGGCGGAGCAAUAGUCUUCUAGAUGAGGAAGAAUUGGGUCCAGAUUUAAAGAGGCAUAAAUUGCUUGGGGAGGUGUCACCUUCUUCUUCUCCACCUGCCUCAGAGAAUCCUCAGCUUCCGGGAUUUAACUAUGGCGAUGAUGAUGAAGAAGAAGAUUUCAAAUUUAAACAAAAUGGAAGUAAAUAUGAUGGAGAUGAAGGGGAUUACAAUGAUGAUGAGGAAGAUGAUGAAGAAUACGAUAAUAAUGGAAAUCAAGUUAAGCGAAGUCGUGAUGUUGAAGUUCGAAAAGAUUGUCCUUAUCUUGAUACUGUAAACCGUCAGGUUUUGGAUUUUGAUUUUGAGAAGUUUUGCUCUGUCUCUCUGUCAAAUCUUAAUGUUUAUGCCUGCCUGGUAUGUGGUAAAUACUAUCAAGGGAGGGGGAAGAAGUCUCAUGCUUACACUCAUAGUCUUGAAGCUGGACAUCAUGUGUAUAUCAACCUUCGGACAGAGAAAGUUUACUGCCUUCCCGAUGGAUAUGAGAUUAAUGACCCCUCAUUAGAUGAUAUUCGAUAUGUCCUGAAUCCAAGGUUUGCCAAGGAGCAGGUGGAGCAGCUUGACAAGAACAAGCAGUGGUCUAGGGCACUCGAUGGUUCUGAUUACCUUCCUGGAAUGGUGGGGCUUAACAACAUUAAAGAAACUGAUUUUGUAAAUGUAACAAUUCAGUCCUUAAUGAGAGUUACACCACUCAGAAACUUCUUCCUAAUACCUGCGAACUAUCAGCACUGCAGAUCUCCACUUGUUCACCGGUUUGGCGAACUCACACGUAAGAUUUGGCAUGCAAGAAACUUCAAGGGACAGGUAAGCCCGCAUGAAUUCCUGCAAGCCGUUAUGAAGGCUAGUAAAAAACGUUUUCGAAUAGGUGCACAGUCAGAUCCCGUUGAGUUUAUGUCAUGGUUUCUUAACACACUUCAUUCAGAACUGCGAAUUACAAAGAAAAGUAGCAGUAUAAUCUACGAGUGUUUUCAGGGGGAAUUGGAGGUUGUGAAAGAGAUUCACUCCAAAGCUCUCAUUGAGAAGAAAGAAAAUGGUGAGGAGCAGGAUGCUGGAACUGAAGGUAGCAGUGUGGCAAUGGAAACUUCAAGAAUGCCAUUCUUAAUGCUUGGAUUGGAUCUACCGCCGCCACCUCUUUUCAAAGAUGUUAUGGAGAAAAAUAUAAUACCACAGGUUCCACUCUUCAACAUUUUGAAAAAAUUUGAUGGUGAAACUAUCACAGAAGUUGUACGGCCACGUAUAGCAAGGAUGCGUUACCGGGUUACUCGAUUGCCUCAGUACUUAAUUCUUCAUAUGCGGCGAUUUACGAAGAACAACUUUUUUGUGGAAAAGAAUCCCACAUUAGUGAAUUUUCCUGUCAAGAAUCUAGAAUUGAAGGAUUACAUCCCCUUGCCAACACCUAAAGAUAACGAUAAAUUGCGCUCAAAGUACGAUUUGAUUGCGAAUAUUGUUCAUGAUGGCAAACCCAAUGAAGGGUACUACAGGGUAUUUGUACAGAGGAAGUCGGAAGAAUUAUGGUACGAGAUGCAGGAUCUUCAUGUCUCAGAAACACUCCCUCAGAUGGUUGCUCUCUCUGAGGCUUAUAUGCAAAUAUAUGAACGACAACAAUAGAUAGGGCAUGUAACUACCAAAUUAGUUUUGUUAAUUUCUCCUCUAGACAAUAUGUACCUGGACUUGAACAGGAAAUGAGCAUGAGAAGCUUUGAUAUCCGCGUUAUAAAGGAAGCUUCCUACGACUAAUCUCUUUGUUGAUUGUAGAAUCAAUUGUCACAUUCAACGUAGUUUGGAAACUUGGACUUAGACUAUGCUGCUGUACACUGCUUUCUGGUGAAAUUUUGUUGCCUAAACUACUUUUCGGUUUCUGUAACGUAAUGAUAAUAUUUAGGGCUAUAAUUUUCAUCACUCUAAAUUUCUCUGCAAUCGGAUAACAUUUCUUUGUUUAGAGGAUUUGUAUUUGCAGAGAUUGUAAUGUGAAGCCAUAACUUCGACUCAGUAGUUUUGAGUUCAUACCGUUAUGAAGGCUUUUUUACUAUACA